AUGGAGGAGAUCCUGCGGUCUAUCCCGUCGGCUAUUGCUGGGCCAGCUGAAAUGCUGCUGACAGCCGUCACUUUAUCGCCCAGACUGGCUGCAGGGCAGACUUCGAUGGCCCCUCCAGGCAGACGCUUCAACACGUUGGCAAAAAAAGAGAUUCACGAGAUGGCUUUGAGGAUGAUGAAGGGAGUCGGGACAGAAAGUCAAAGUCACCGCCAACGCGACCGUCGGGAGGACCACUCGACGCCUAGAGUGUCCUCCGAAGAGCGCCGCGAGAAAGAAAAAGUCGCCGCAGCCACGGGGUUUCGGCUGGAUGAUGUCCUCGCGUUCCGCAAACUUGUCCGCGCGACCAUGAACGCGACGCUUGCAUCGGCUAGCCUGCGAGAGAAAGACCCCGUUCUAGCAGAAACCACGUUGGCCAUGGGCAUCUUCAGUAUUCCUCGCGACGCCCAGAGGCGCAUCACAGACACAGACAGGUGGCGGCGGCUGUUUCCUUCCGCGCGAGGUGAACGCCCCACCGAAGUGCUGACUUUACUUUUCCUCGCGCUGAUGGCGGAGGCCUGCCGUCGGUUUGAUGAAGCAGACGUCUACAUCAUCCAGCUGCUGGUCUGCAAAGCAACUCGACACGAGGAGCUGGCGCCGGAGGAGCGACGGUGUGUUCAACGGGCCUUUAAUCGGCGACUCCAAAGAAGCAAAAAUUCUUGGAAGCACGUGCUGGCGCUCGAGAAGGCCCUCGAGGUUCGGGCAAGCUCUUCACACGGUAACCGGGCAUUUCAGAUGACGGAACUCUCGGCCUACAAGGCCCGCCUGAAGGACGAAAUUGUGCGGCAUUGCUACAGCAUCGUGUGGGCCGUUACCCACCUGAUUAUGGCCCUCCCGUGGUCGACAGACACCCGGCUAUUCUCACACAAGUGUAUCGCGACAGCAUUUCGGCAGGUCACCCAGUUCACGGACUCCAUGCCGCAGUAUCAAUGCCUUCAGUUGGCGAAGGCGAACUAUAAGCGCGCAAUCGACAUCGCGAAGACAGACCCGAGCGUGGGGACUUGCGACAUGCUGAGGAUCGAGACCCUCAUCAGCUGGGCAAAUUUUCUUUUCUACAAUCUGGAGAAGCGGGGGGAAGCGCUGGACUCAGCCCGGCAGACGCUUCAGGAGUGUACCGGCAAACUGGAUACGGUGCCGGAAGAGCAUUACGGCGAGGUCGUUGAAGCGCUGCAGACCUUGAUGAAAACCAUUCGGCGAUGGAGCCAAGAAACCCGGAAGGACGCCGUGUACGAUUGGUGGGCCAGCACAUAA
Molecule: messenger RNA, 1287 nt
Organism: Besnoitia besnoiti
Lineage: Eukaryota; Apicomplexa; Conoidasida; Eucoccidiorida; Sarcocystidae
Product: 14-3-3 superfamily protein
Exons: 5
Coding region: 1-1287 (428 amino acids)
Biological process (GO): signal transduction
Cellular component (GO): cytoplasm
Source: RefSeq, a predicted model, not a curated record